GCACACCACUCAUCAUUGCAUAGGAACAUUCAUAACAGGUGUAUACAACUAAUUUACAUCAUGAUGGUCAAAAUAAAAUAAAAAUGUAUACACCUUACCUAUUGUAAAUUGACAAAAGCUUCAGGAAAUCCGUUCAAAAUACAUCAAUGAUCAUCAAGUAAUACUAAAAACCUACAUUUUAUGGUACAAUUAUCAGAAAAUCCAAAUUAACUCGCCACUUUAAAGAGCUCUUCAGAUUCACGUAUCCCUAGAAACACCAAGCUUCGCCAUGUGAAUGACGUCAAAUUGGCCGAUGAUGAUUGGUCAAUGAGCCCUAGUUUCGUGACGCGACGGGCAGAAUUUUUCUGCGACAGGUGCCUGAAUGAAGAUGUUUUGAUAGUAAAUUUCCCACGAAAAAGGAACGAAAGAAGAAGAAAAGUCAUAAUACACAAAACUUGAGGUAUUCCAUUUCUUCAGAAUGUCUUGUGUGGAGAUUGCUACCAUCAUUCCUACCUCCACAUGGAGGUUGGAUGCUCUAGAGGUCAGUCUAGCCGUCAUCUUUGGGGUCAUCAUCGGGGUGAUUUUAGCAAUCAUCAUCUCAAGAUGCUUUGUCAAAGAACUUGCCAAAGACAGGAUUCACAAACACCAAGAUGAUUCUGUUGUAAAGAAUGCAGCUUAUGAAGUUGAAGUUGCAGGUUAUGCUGAUAUGACAUAUAGGAAAACUAAGUCAUCAACAGUCAAUGAGAAGUCAUCACGCCAAAUGCUGAUCCAAGAGGAUGAUGGAAAUGAAAAGUAUGAGGAAAAGAAUAGGGAAGAUGAAUCAGAUGAUGAGGAUGAGGAUGAUGAUGAAGGGGAGAUGAAGGAGAUAUUAGCAUCAGGCAUUAUUAUUGCUCUAACAAUGCCAUCAAGUGAGAGGACUCUAGUUGAGCUUAGUCUUCAAGACUUCAAAGCAACCAAGUCCAUGGAGAAGGAACUGCUUGAAGAGAGAGAAUCGGUGUUUGUCCAUAUUCUUGAAAUCCUGCUUGGGAGGUUUGUGGCAGCGGAGAAGAUGGAUGAGAAGUUUGCCUCAGACUUCAUUGAUAGGACCUCACAGGAACUUCUUGAGGCCAAAGACUCUCUUGAAGCAACUCAAUUGAUGGUAGAACAAGAUUUGAAGAAUAGGUCCAAUCUGAUCAAGGAUCCUUUAGCCCUGGAAGAAGCACUGGAGAAUUCAAGAUUGGAUUAUAUCAGGAAGAAUGAUGGCUUAGUUCAAGAUGCUCAGAUCAGAGUAAAAGAUAAGCUAAGCAGAGAGGCAGGACUUUCAUCUGAUGAGGUUGAGGCUAUCAUGAAGAAACUGUUAGAAAACAUGGCUGCCGCUGAGAGAAUGAUCGGUCAGGAACAAAAUAGACAAGCUACGAUACUGAAUGAGAGACUGUCUAAACGCCAAGCACUGUCUGAACAGUAUUCACAUGUUACUACCAGAGAGAACAAGGCCAACCAAGCAAGGGUUAGGAGCGUGAAUGAAGUCGCCAACUAUCUGGCCCAAGAAAGAGAACUCAACCAAUCACAAGCCAAAAGCCUGAUGAAACAAUAUCAAGCCGAUUUAGAACAGAUACAGGAAAAUCACAAAGCUGCUGUAUUGAAGCAGAGUCAAGAGCUUGCUGAUAAGCUACAGCAGCACAGAGAGAGGAAGCUAAGAGGUCUAGAGAAGAAACAAGAAGAGAAGAGAGAGAAACUAGCAGCCAAGGCUCCACAAGUUGUUAAUCCUACAGACUUUGUUGAGGCUCAUCAUGAUCUACUUGAGCAGCAGCGUAAUGAGAAGAAUGAUUUGAUUGAUGAACUUGACUACCAUGAAGCAGAAGAACUUAGUCUACUCAGGAAGACUUUAGAGGAGGAGAGAGGAAAGGAGUUAGCAGAGAAAGAUAAAUCAUUGUUUGAAGAGUUGGUUGAAAGGGCACAACUGAAUGAAAAGGAAGCAAAUCGUAUAGUCAAGAAACAUCAAGCUAACGUGACUGCUUAUGAAGAGCAACUUGAUCAAGAAAAGAAACGUCAGAACAUGCUGCUGCAGGAGAAGAUUGAAUUACGCAAAGCAUCGUGGGAAGAGGAGCAGAAACGAGCCGCAGCUGAGCAGCAGCAGCUAGCUGAACAGCAGGAAAGGACCAUCUCAAAGCUGAUUGAUACACAGUCAGCCCUUGAUGAGGAGUCAAAGAGACAGAUCAUGCUUCAGCAUGAGCAGAAUGUUUCAGCUCUUAAUAAUCAUCUGCAGAUGACUAAACUGAAACAACAGAAGCUACUUGAAGCAAAACUAGCCAAGAGAAGAGCCCACUAUGAAGCUCUGAAGGAAGAACAUUCAAGAGAUAGAUUAGCAAGAGGAGAAGAUGAUGAAGAAGAGAGUCAACUCACAACAAAACAGGCUGAGGAGCUAGCAGCUGAGGAGGAAGCCAUGAAAGAGGAGCAGCAGGCGGCCAUCUUGGCUUUGCGGAAACAGCUUGCCAAGGAGACAGAGGAGGUAUUGAAGGAUCAAGAUGCUAAGAUGGGGAUCCUGAUUGGUAAGCUUCAGGUGGGCCAAGCAAGGAGACAAGGAGUCAUCAAGAAGUUAGAUAAAGCUGUCAAAGAUCUCCAGGAUCAACUUGUAGAUUCCAUUGCUGAUAGUAACGUGAUAUCAGAACGAAAGACAGAACGUAUCAUGGCAGCUCAUAUGCAGGAGAUUGAAGAGAUCGAAGAGAAGCUUCGCCAAGCGAGGGCGCAUCAGGAAGACCAGCUUCAACAAAAGAUGGAGACAAUCAAACUUAUGAGAGAAAAGACUUUAGCCGAGGAACUGAAGAAAGAAGCGAAGCCUUCAAAUGACAGUCGCAGGGACUCCUCUGCUGGAGCCCUUCAGAUGAUGACUAAGAUCUUAGAGAGCAAUCGUCAGAAGCAAGCUUUGAGACAGCUGGAGCAGGAGAUGAAGGUUGAGACCCUGAAACAGAAAGAAGAACUCAAUGAACAGCUUGAGGAUGCACUAGAACAAGAACUACAGGAGCGUGAGAGAGAUUUCUUAGGACAGCUAGCAGCUCUUAGUCAACUCAGCAAAGAUGAGCUUAAUAAUAUGGUUCAAACAGCUAUAGCAGAGGAUGGUGGCAAUGAGAACGAUGCUAAGAAGCUGAGCAAGGAUCUCAACAAACGAAUCAAGACGGCAAUGGCUCGACCAGACAUGGACCCAGAGGCAGAGAAUGAUGCAGCAGUAGAAGAGAAACCAAAGAAGAAAAAGAAGAAGAAAGGAAAGAAGGCACCUCCAUCGGAUGAAUGAUAGAAAGACACGAUUCUUCAUAAAAAGGAGACAGUUGCUAGUGCUACAGUUACACCAACGAAACCGAUCACAGCUAUUAUGUAAUAACCAAUGACAUACCUUCAGUUAGUUUGGAGUCCAUAUCAUUGGUGUGGCUGUAGCAUUUGAGAGUACUGUGAUAGUACAAGAACCUAUUGCAAUUGCUUGCAAUUUUCUAUUGAAAUUGAUAGAUUAAAUGAAAUAAAUAAAUAAGGAAUCAUUAUUAUUUUCUUUUGUAACAAGAAUAUCUGCAAUUAACCACUGCUUCGUAAUUGAUUUUAGGAAUUGCAGAAUAGUGCUUUUAAUAUUUAAAGCUUGUUAUAAUGAUGAAUCGUUAGAGAAGUAAAGGGAGAAAAAGCAUUCUCAAAAACAAAAAAAAUUGGGGGGGGGGGGUGCCCCUGUAAUUCUUCAUUAAUUUCUACUGUAUAUGCUGCAUAUUUUGCAGUAGUGUUGUUUUCAAACUAAAGAGUAAUGGGAAUUUCAUAUUCUGGUGGGCCUACAGUGUGUACACAUUGAAUAAAACAAUAACUAUUUUGAAAAAGACACUAAAAUGUUUGCAAAAAUUUGAUGCACAAUUUUUCUUACUGGGCAAAUUUUAUGAAUAUGCAGGAUCCUCUGUCCUCUCUCGCUAAUAGAUUCUAUCAUUCUACAGAUUGGCCAUUUUUAGGCAUAUUAACAUUCAAAUAGUUGUGAUCAAUUUUCUGUAUCCCCUUGUUGGAUGCCCAUGUAAGUUGAAUAUAUAUAUUUUUAAAGUUUAUCCAAAGGAAAAUAUUCUAUCCAAACCAAAGUUUGAUAUUCACCUUGAAAAUGUCAUUGAAAAUAUUCUCAUGCACCUUGAAGUUUGUAAGUAUCAAGAUUAGUUUACCUAUGUAUGUUUAUGAACUGUGUAUAUAAUGUGAAGUCCUUAUAGUAGUUCUGAAAUAUCUAUUCUUUGUGAAACUUGUAAAGAAAAUUUAUGAAUUAUUUUCAGUGUGUGUGCCUUUCGUCUUUCAAAUGCAAUUGUGAUGAGUAUUUCAUAUUCAUAUUUGUCCACAUCGUAAUAUUGAUUUUUUUAUCAAUAUAGUGUACAAAUUUUUACAUUAGCAAAGAUCUUACAUGUAAAUCAUGAAAUAGUGAUUUUAAUAUGUAGUGUCAUAAAUCUGCUCUUUAAUAUUCUCAGGAUAUAUUAUUUGAGAUAAAGAAUAAUGUUAAACCCUAUAUUAGUUUUGGUUAAGUAUCUGAAUCUUUUUAUUGAGAUAAAAUGAGAAUAUCUUGUGUAAAAAAUGUGAUUUAUUUAUAUAUUAAUAGGCCUAUAUGAUGUAUAAUGGUCAAAAUUGAGAUGAAAAUUUCAAAAGUGAAAUUGUGUCACAGGUAAUUUCCUUCUUUAUUUCAUUUCAUAUAAAAGUACCUUAAAAGUUUUGAAUAGAGCCAAAGUUUUGAUGAUAAAAUCUUGUGUAUUGUCAUUCUAGAAACAAAAUGUUACCAACCAAUGUUCCAACCAUCUUCGAACCUAUAGCCUCAUACCAUUCACAAUAUCUAUGACAUUUUAUCAAGACGAUGAUAACAAGGUUAGCUGCACACUGCAUCUAUUCUCAGUGUCUAGUGAUGUUUGACUUGAGUACAAAACUGGAUGCAAAGAAAACAUGUAUUGGAUGUUGAAUCAAAACAUCCAUUAACAAUGAGCAAACAUGCAGUGUGCAGCUAAUGUACAGUACAGACACAGUACAAUUUACAUCUUCUAACUUCUUUAUAAACUGAACAGAUUUCUAUGGUUCCAAAAGAUUUUUUACUGAGGCAGAAUCGCCUGUAGCUAUUUUGUUGUCCUGAUAAAAUGUCAUAGAAGUAAUUAGCAAAGAUAUGGUUUCGAAAUAUAUUUUCUGAAAUGUGACUUGUAAUCAUUUUUACUCAAAAUAUUGGAGACUUUUAUUUUAUCGUGAAAUCAUGUUUCAUCCUAUCUGAGAAAAAUUUCUGAACACCUGCUCAAAUUUAUGUAGUGGGGUAUCAAGAUAAUAUAGAUUAAAUUGACCAUUACAAUUUUUCAA
Molecule: messenger RNA, 5286 nt
Organism: Lytechinus pictus (painted urchin)
Lineage: Eukaryota; Metazoa; Echinodermata; Echinoidea; Temnopleuroida; Toxopneustidae
Product: trichohyalin-like
Exons: 22
Coding region: 458-3247 (929 amino acids)
Biological process (GO): smoothened signaling pathway
Cellular component (GO): plasma membrane protein complex; ciliary membrane
Source: RefSeq, a predicted model, not a curated record